UUACCCCCAAUAACGACGACGUUUAGUAACUUACCAAGAAAGAAACAAAAGGUGGGCCACACGCUGAUUCUUCUGAAACUUCUUCGAAGGAAACACAGAUUUCACAUUUGGGUCAAAUCUUUCGCACACGUCAAUGACGCUCUUCACUACAAAAACACACACCGUUAAUAACUCCGUCAUCAUCUCCCCCUAGUCAAAAACACUGUCACGUGUUAUCACCGUCUAAAUCUAACACCGUUAACACUAAACAAAACAACGCUAUAUAAACCAAAAACUUUUUUCUUCUUUCCUCUCUCAUUAAACUUCAGAUCCUUUUCACCAGCAACACAAGUUUCUUCCCCCUUUUUCAAAAGAUGAUGCCAAAUUCUAGAUCGGCGACUAUAACUCCGGCGACCGAACCAACAACCACCACCACAACGACGGUUACGACGUCGUACUGGUGUUACAGUUGUACGCGAUUCAUCAGCGUUUGGGAAGACCAAGACGCGAACGCUGGAGUCUUAUGUCCUUAUUGCAACGGUGGAUUCAUCGAAGAGAUCGAAGAUUCUUCUUCUAAUAAUUCUUCCGUUGCGGCGAUUCCGGCGACGACGACGAAUCAGGAAGUUAGAUCGGUUGGAGAUAGUCAUAGAUCUGUAAUUAGACGCCGUAGAUCCAAUCGUCGGACGUCGUUUAAUCCGGUUAUUGUUUUGCACGGAGGAGGAGGAGCUGGUGAGAGAGUUGAGAACGAAGAAGGAGACGGAGCUGCUAGAGAACGACGCGCUUAUGAGUUUUAUUACGAUGAUGGAUCUGGUUCAGGUCUUAGACCUCUUCCUGAUUCUGUUUCCGAGAUCUUGAUGGGAUCUGGAUUUGAAAGGUUGCUUGAACAAUUGAGUCAGAUCGAAGCGUCUGGUAACGGAAUCGGUAGAUCUGGGAACCCGCCGGCGUCGAAAUCGGCGAUUGAGUCUUUACCUAGAGUCGAGAUCUCAGAUUGUCAUAUGAAAGCGGAAGCUAAUUGCGCCGUGUGCACGGAGGUCUUCGAAGCAGGUGUCGAAGGUCGUGAGAUGCCGUGUAAACACAUUUUUCACGGUGAUUGUAUCGUUCCAUGGCUCUCGAUUCGGAACUCGUGUCCCGUUUGUAGAUUCGAGUUACCUUCGGAUCCGAUUCAACGGAGUAACGAGGAAGAAAACGCUGUGGGGAUGACGAUUUGGAGAUUACCGGGAGGUGGUUUCGCUGUUGGGAGGUUUAACGCGGCGAUGAGAGAAGGAGAGAGGGUUUUGCCUGUGGUGUUGACGGAGAUGGAUGGUGGUGGACUUGGUAGUAAUGAAGGACCGAGACGUAUCUCGUGGGUUAGAGCACAUGAGACACCGGAGAUGAGUAGAAACGGUGGGAGUUCAGGUAAUGGUGGUAGAUUGAGAAGAGCUGUUCGUGGAAUGGUUUCGUUUAUGAGAAGAGUGAGACCAAAUCGUGGCUCUUCUUCUUCCUCUUCUUCUCAUUCGAAUGCGAAUUCGAAUCUUAUUGAUUUGGAUAGUGAUGGUGAAACUAGAGUAAUGAAUCGAUCGACUUCGUUGAUCAGAAGAUUUUUCUGAUUAGGUGAAAAAAAGAAAACAAAAGUUCAUUUUUUGGUUUGUUGAUUCAACAAUGUAUGUAUAUAUAUUUAUUCAGAUUGGGAAAUCUCGUGUUACAAUCAGAUUUUAUGGGAAACAAAUUUCUAAGUAGUAGUAUUGGUUUGCCUUUUGUUUUGGACCAAAUUCUUAAAACAUUUUUUUUUCAUUGGAUUCUGAGAAAGUGAAAGGAUUGUGUUU
Camelina sativa (false flax) is the source of this 1781-nucleotide messenger RNA. Its product is annotated as E3 ubiquitin-protein ligase RDUF1. Gene Ontology annotation, molecular function: ubiquitin protein ligase activity. Lineage: Eukaryota; Viridiplantae; Streptophyta; Magnoliopsida; Brassicales; Brassicaceae. Gene Ontology annotation, biological process: protein ubiquitination. Gene Ontology annotation, cellular component: cytoplasm. The record is from RefSeq and is a predicted model, not a curated record.